CACAGAAGGUGCAAAAGCAGCUCAGAAGCUGUAUGAGAUUAGCAUUGGUUUAGUGAGAAUAAAGCUCUUUCAGAUUACAGAAGAAGGACUUCUACAUUGUGGGUUAAUUUUUGGAUUCAUCAUGAGAUCGUUUCUGGUUUCACAACAUCUGCUGGUGAUCUUGUCAGUCGUGUCACUCACCAGAGCACAAACAAUAUUUGCACCAACAACAACAGAAGGAGCUACAACAACACCUGUACCAACAACAGCAGCUUCAGAAACCACUACAGAAACCACCACAGUCACACCAGAAACCACCACUAGAGUGGAAACCAGCACAACAGGCAUUACAACAACACCUGAUCCAACAACACUGAUAGCAACCACCACAUCAACCACCAUCACCACCACAGUCCCAUCAACCCCUUCAACAGUAACUUCAUUGGCAGAAACCGUCAUAGGAGUUCAAAUGAAAUUUAACUCAUUUUCAGACCUAACACAGAGUGGAAACAUUGAGGAUACUUUGCGUCAAAUAAGACAAGAGCUGAUCAAUCGUGGAGUGUCAAGCAACUUUGAGCUCAAGUUAAGAAAAGUCAAAAAGACACAAUGGUGAUACAUGGAUACAUGGAACUAAAACUCUGAAUGUCAUUGCCACUGAAGAUGUAGAAACUAAUAAAGAAAGGAAUGUCACUCCACAAGAAGGGAACAUGUAUAUUUUCUCACCCUUCAACACAUUUAAUACCUGAAACAAACAUGUUUCAGCACAGUGCAUCAAAAUGAAUUAUAUACCAUGUUUGUUUAGCUUAAAUAAUAAUCAUUGAUUUUCCUUUUUUUGUCACGUCUUCUAAAGAGUUUCAGGGGUUUUAACUUAUCAAACUGAUCUGUAGUAUGUAAACAAUGACAUUAAACCUGUUCUGCGUCUACAGCUCCA
Molecule: messenger RNA, 910 nt
Organism: Labeo rohita (rohu)
Lineage: Eukaryota; Metazoa; Chordata; Actinopteri; Cypriniformes; Cyprinidae
Product: integumentary mucin C.1-like
Exons: 11
Coding region: 122-592 (156 amino acids)
Source: RefSeq, a predicted model, not a curated record